Molecule: messenger RNA, 1860 nt
Organism: Tripterygium wilfordii
Lineage: Eukaryota; Viridiplantae; Streptophyta; Magnoliopsida; Celastrales; Celastraceae
Product: ubiquinol oxidase 2, mitochondrial-like
Exons: 4
Coding region: 478-1542 (354 amino acids)
Biological process (GO): alternative respiration
Cellular component (GO): mitochondrion
Molecular function (GO): alternative oxidase activity
Source: RefSeq, a predicted model, not a curated record
GGAGUGUUGAUGAAUAGUGUAGGUUGUGGGACCCAAUCACCCAAUUAAAUUGUGCCACCUAAGAGAGAGGAGAAGAGAGAUAAUAUAAUUUACGGAAAUUUGGAGAGUGUGCACAAGUAACACCUCUUAGAAUUUGAUAGUCGGAGCAAGUGCAAAAAACUGUUUCUUUCACAGCACUCCAGGCUGGGAGAACCAGACCAUUGACACAUCAGACCCAAGGGUUUCUCUGGCUAUAAUUGUAAAUGCAAACUCGUUACAGGAUACACUAGACUCGGUCCAUCAACUAUAACGUCUGGUCACAGUUUCUGAUUAGUGUAAGUUAACAACACUUGUCAAUCUCUGCAAUCAUCAGCAAUUUCACUCCAUGACCGUAUAAAACCCUAACGCUUUCGCAUGAGAGGUUCGGAAGCAGAAACGAGCCCAUAAACGCUCUCCAAGAUUUUCGAUCUCUGAAAUACUAGUGGACACGAUAUCACGAUGAUGAGUCGUGGCGGGUACAGAAUGUCCGGUUCCUUGCUGGCCACGGUGGUUCAACGUUCCUUCUCAACCACCACUGUUCGCAGGGUACCGAAUGAAGUGGCUUCUACGAUCCUGAUCGGUAGGGGCAGUCACCUUCGCUGCGAGGCUCAUGUACGCAAUGCGAUCUUUUUGACGAGGGCUCCAGUUCUGGGAGUAAGAAACGGGAGCAGUAUGGGUCAAAAGGGCGAGAAGGGCCAGAAGGAGAAGGAGAAGAAGCAACCGUUGGCUGGAUCCAAAGGAGGCGCUGGUGGAAAAGACGAGAAGCAGAUCUCAAGUUACUGGGGCGUGCCGCCGAAGAAAAUCACUAAAGAGGAUGGUACGGAAUGGAGGUGGAACUGCUUCAGGCCAUGGGAGACAUACAAGGCUGAUUUAUCGAUUAAUUUAAAGAAACAUCACGCGCCAACAUCUUUCAUGGAUAGAAUGGCUCUCUGGACUGUCAAGGCUCUCAGAUGGCCUACAGACCUCUUCUUCAAGAAAAGAUAUGGGUGCCGGGCAAUGAUGUUAGAAACAGUGGCUGCAGUCCCAGGAAUGGUUGGUGGGAUGCUGUUGCAUUGCAAGUCAUUGAGAAGAUUCGAGCAAAGUGGCGGCUGGAUCAAGGCUUUGCUGGAAGAGGCUGAGAAUGAACGUAUGCACCUCAUGACAUUUAUGGAGGUAGCCAAACCCAAUUGGUACGAGCGAGUUCUGGUGAUUACAGUCCAAGGUGUUUUCUUCAAUGCCUACUUCAUGGGCUACCUCAUCUCUCCCAAAUUCGCACACCGAGUGGUGGGUUAUCUGGAGGAGGAAGCCAUUUAUUCGUACACUGAGUUUCUCAAGGAGAUGGACAAGGGGAAUAUUGAGAAUGUCCCUGCUCCUGCCAUCGCCAUUGACUAUUGGCGCUUAUCACAGGACUCAACCCUCCGAGAUGUUGUCAUGGUUGUAAGAGCUGACGAGGCACAUCACCGCGACGUUAAUCAUUUUGCAUCGGACAUACAUUGCCAAGGUCGUCAGUUGAGGGAAUCUCCUGCACCAAUUGGGUAUCACUGAAGCAGAGCUGCUGAGAGUCAGUGCCGUGGUUUUCCAAGUCUGAAACAAACAAAAUAUUUAUGGAAGAUAUAUAAGGAUGUCAAUUGACUUUGAUCAACGUAAAUAGAAUUGGAGUGUUAUCUAAUUCUUGCUUCUUAAUCAAUAGAGUAUUAUUAUAAGCCGUGUGAUUGCUUCUGUCUCUAAAAGCAUUUUGCUAAGUCGCUAGAGAGUGGGAGUUGAGAGAAAAGCCUCGGGAUUUUUUUUAUUUUUUAUUUAUUAACUCGGAUUAUAUAUAAGGUUCUGCAUGAACCAUGUCUUCCACAGUCCACACAAGGACUG